Messenger RNA from Tetrapisispora phaffii CBS 4417, 1995 nucleotides. RefSeq lists its product as uncharacterized. Bases 1 to 1995 code for a protein of 664 amino acids. The transcript has a single exon. Lineage: Eukaryota; Fungi; Ascomycota; Saccharomycetes; Saccharomycetales; Saccharomycetaceae. The record is from RefSeq and is a predicted model, not a curated record.
AUGCUAGAUCUGGACACUUACGAAAGCACUUUGAAUGGGUACGAUAAAACUGAAGCAAUGACAACUGUGUAUGUGACCUUAAUAGAAAGGGCAAUCACAUCGAGUGCUGCAUCUACGACGGUAACUACAUCAUCUACGAAAUCAAAGGCUUCUGCAACCUGUACAGGUAGCAGAGCAGAGUGUACACACAAGAAAAACAACUCUCAAGCGCUUACAGUUGGUUUAGCUGUUGGUAUACCUGUUGGAGUUACUUUUCUGUUGUUAUGUGUAAUAUUAUAUUUUGUCUUCAAAAGAUACAAGAAAGAAGAUGAAAAACAUGAGCAAGAAUUUGAAGGUGAUAUCACAUACUUAUCAAAUCACAUAGGCAGUAGACCUUAUUCUUCUAACAGCUCCUCUAAUUCUCGUGAAUUUAAAGAAAAAGAUGGCAGUAUAACUGAUACAAAUGACAAUACUCCUAACCCGUUUUUGAAUUCAGGUGAUGUUUUACAAGUGCCGCAUGGCAUAGAAAGAGGCUCAAUAAUUAGUUAUGCUAAACAAUUACCGGAUUCUAAUAUUGGCGGCUGGAAAAUAGCUACGAAGUCUAAUAUAUCAUCCAAUUCACUAUAUGGAUCGAGAAAAAAUAGCUCUACUUCUAUACUAAAGACUCUUUCUGAGAAUAACAACUAUCGACCACCAAUUGGGAAAAACUCAUCUACUUUAAGUUUAGGAGCUCAUCAGUCAGAAUUGUUACGAGAAAAAGAAGGUUCAACAAAAUUGUCUAAUACUAGUACAUAUGUCAACUCAAAAGACAUUUCGAUUGAAAUGGGACAACAUGCACUUGAUGUAGAGGCAAUCAAUGAUUAUAGUGACAUUGUUUCAAAUAGUACUGAGUUAGAACAUAUCAAUAGAAUAAGAAGUAUUUAUGAAAUAUAUUUGGAAAAUUUUGAAGAUGAAAACUCUGAAUCCCAUCUUUCCUUCAAUAAUGAAGCUAGAGUGAUACAUUCAGAUACCAAUUCUUCUAAUAGUAUCAAUGAGUUAUCAUCUGUUACUAUAUCUUCAUCAGAUUCUUUAAUGCGUCCAGAAAUAUUACAGAAUGACAACUCUCAAUCAACUUUAGAUACAUCCUCUUCAAAUACAAUUGAUAACAAGAAGGAUAUACAUGAACUAAAGGCACCGCUUGGAAAAAUUCAGUUUACUAACGAAUCUAAUGAAACAAACCAUCUUCAAACACCGAAUAAUAGCACCCAAUCGAGGGUUGCUUCGUCUGUCUAUUCAGGUACAUAUAUAUUACCGCCUAAUGACGAAGCUUUGCUUUAUAAGCCAAUCAAUUUUGAAGAAGUAGGAUCGGCAAAUAACGAACAAGUCUCUAUUAAGGGUCUAGAAGAGAACUCACAACAAAAAAUCGAUAAACAACAAUACCAUCAACUAUAUUAUCAACAAGGUCCACAACAAUAUCAUCAUCCUCAGACUAUGGAAGCUUAUGAGCAAUUACCAACCCCAUCAAAGUUAUUAUACUCUGAUUCAAUCCAAUCUUUUACGUCGUUCAAGGGCAGAAAGAAAUAUCAACCUUUGGUUAAACUAAAAGCUGCCAGAUUACAAGGAACGUCUUUGAAUCCGAUGGAUCAUCCUGAUAUGUUCUAUAAUCAUACCUUAGAUUCACAAUCAAUAGCACAAGAUCAAGCCUCUUGUUAUUCAGGUUUAAGUAAAUCUACUGUUCCAUUACCAUACCAAUUGAGACAAAGUAUUGUAAUGACUGACCCUUCAGUGUUGACAAUCGCAUCUAAAUAUAAGGCAGCAGGUUCAUUUAGAAAGAUCCAAGAUAUGAAUUCUAGAAACAACAGUCUUGUUUCACAAGGACAUCCUCUCCAUAUUUACAAACCUCGCGUCAGUGGCCUGUUAGAUAAUUUUGAUGUAUUACAACCCCAAAGCAUUGGCCAAGUUUUGCCACACCAUGGUUCUAAUGAAGACCUAAGAAAACAAUUAGGUACUUCACAAAAUUAUAAUAUUGACAUUUAA